UAAUCGCUAAUGGCAGUUGCAUGCGUUGCAUGGGUGUAAACGGACGGACGUGCAGUCGGACAGACAGCUGCAGUGUCAUCAUCUUGCUGUGCAUCUUAUUGUACGAAAAGAGCUUAAAGUGUCGGAGGUUCGAAAAGGAGCAAAUUGCUACUAUGUCUCAGCGAAAACUAUCAAAAGUCAUAUUACAAUUAAUAUUGCCUGUUUGGCCAGGAGAAUUCGCGAUGUAGCCUAUUACAUACUCGAUUUCAUCGCGUUCGCGUUUAUUCCUCAUCGAUGUACCGAGAAGUAUCGGGAGCAUUUCGUGCAACAUUUUUGAAUUCAAGUCGCAUGAAAUCUCCUGUUGUUGUUCUCGUGAAAACAUUCGUCUAUUAUUGUGUCACCCUUCGUCGUUAUUCUCGACGUUUUCAUUCUCGUUCGUAUUUCCGUUGUCAUUCUCAAGUGCCUUCUCUUUCCCUCUCUCAUCCUUUUAACUUACUAUUUUCCGAUUUCAAUCUCGUGAAAACUAGUGUACGCAUUGAAUGACGUACUAAUAUGUUUGUUAAUUCGAUAUGAGGUGGAUGGUUCAUUCCAAAAUGUAUCGCAUUUAAUAGACAUCUUAAAAAUAAAUAGAUUUUUCUUAUCAACUAAAAGGCAAAGUGUUCUUAUUUGAUACAUAGAAUAAAAAAAAGAUGUCUCAGUUAAGUAUUAGUACAGGAAAGAGAGGGAGGAGUGUUGCAAGCUCCUCUGCACCUACUGUAUCAUCUCUAAGCAGUUCAACUGAUCUAGCAAGUUUAUUUGAAUGUCCAGUUUGCUUUGAUUAUGUUCUUCCACCCAUUUUACAAUGUCAGAGUGGACAUCUUGUUUGUAGUAAUUGCAGACCAAAACUUAAUUGUUGUCCUACCUGUAGAGGCCCACUAGGUAAUAUUCGAAAUCUGGCUAUGGAAAAAGUGGCAGGUAAUGUGAUGUUUCCUUGCAAAUAUUCAACAAGUGGAUGCACUGUAUCAUUAGUGCAUACUGAAAAAGCAGAUCAUGAAGAUGCAUGUGAAUUCCGUCCAUAUAGUUGUCCUUGUCCAGGUGCUUCCUGUAAAUGGCAAGGAUCUCUUGAGCAAGUAAUGCCACAUCUUGUUAUGAGUCAUAAAAGCAUUACAACUCUUCAGGGAGAAGACAUUGUUUUCUUAGCAACGGAUAUUAAUCUUCCUGGUGCGGUAGAUUGGGUAAUGAUGCAAUCUUGUUUUGGUCAUCAUUUUAUGCUAGUACUUGAAAAACAAGAAAAAUAUGAUGGACAUCAACAAUUUUUUGCAAUUGUUCAAUUGAUUGGUUCAAGAAAACAAGCAGAAAAUUUUGCCUAUAGACUAGAAUUGAAUGGGCAUAAAAGGCGUUUAACAUGGGAAGCUAUGCCACGUUCUAUUCAUGAAGGUGUUUCAUCUGCAAUUUUAAAUUCAGACUGCCUUGUAUUUGACACCUCUAUCGCGCAAUUAUUUGCCGAUAAUGGAAAUCUAGGAAUUAAUGUUACAAUUUCUAUGGCAUGAGGAAAGCUGGAAAAAGCAGUGUAAAGUGUGUUUUAAAUGUAUUGAGCAAUCUUUUGAUUCAGUCUGUUGUAUUAUGGAUUGCCCAUUAUGUACAUAUAGCAUUUUUUUUACGUUACCAUAGAUAAAUAUUAGCAAUAUGGAUGUUAGGAAAUGUUUGGAAUGUUUAACAAAGCUCAGAAAUCAAACGCUCAGUUACAGAAUCUCUCUUUUAGAAGCUUUAAAGGAUAUUUGUAUGUAUGUGAUAUGAACACUACACAUGAAAAAAAUAAACAAUCUUUCUUAGUAUAUAUUUAUACUGACUUUAAAGCUUUAAUACUGAGUAUAACAUCAAUUCCAAAAUGUACCUGACACCUAUUGCAUACUGUUAUCAUGUUUAUUUAGUCACUUCUUACUGUGUAAAUUUUUAUGAGCAUAGUUUCUUUUUCAAUUUUGAUUCUUUCCAAUGUAAACAUUUUUUGCAGAAAUAACGUCAUAUUUUAAAAAAGAAGUACAUAUAUAGUUUUCAUCAAAAGAUCAAUUACAAUGAUACAGAGUAUGGUAUUAUAGAUAAAAAUUUAAAGUACAUACCUGAGAAAGUCCUCUAUACGUAAUUUUUUAUCGUAUAGUAAUUAAAUUCAAUGUACUAAGCAUA
Messenger RNA from Apis mellifera (honey bee), 2139 nucleotides. Its product is annotated as E3 ubiquitin-protein ligase Siah1. Gene Ontology annotation, molecular function: zinc ion binding; ubiquitin protein ligase activity; ubiquitin conjugating enzyme binding. Bases 669 to 1508 code for a protein of 279 amino acids. The transcript has 5 exons. Gene Ontology annotation, biological process: multicellular organism development; proteasome-mediated ubiquitin-dependent protein catabolic process. Gene Ontology annotation, cellular component: cytoplasm. Lineage: Eukaryota; Metazoa; Arthropoda; Insecta; Hymenoptera; Apidae. The record is from RefSeq and is a predicted model, not a curated record.